This is a messenger RNA of Notolabrus celidotus (New Zealand spotty), 4958 nucleotides long. It is a transcript of the gene plcd3a, whose product is annotated as phospholipase C, delta 3a. The coding region runs from base 1109 to 3487 and encodes 792 amino acids. The transcript has 15 exons. Gene Ontology annotation, biological process: lipid metabolic process; intracellular signal transduction. Gene Ontology annotation, molecular function: phosphatidylinositol-4,5-bisphosphate phospholipase C activity; calcium ion binding. Lineage: Eukaryota; Metazoa; Chordata; Actinopteri; Labriformes; Labridae. The record is from RefSeq and is a predicted model, not a curated record.
UACAGUCCUACUAAAGCUGGUGGAUCGUUGUGAAUCAGGGAAAGGAGAUCACAUUUUCUGCUCUUCCAGUUUCAGACCGCCCAGCUGAGUUCUGCCCCUCUCUCUCUGAUCUCUGUUAUAACUCCAUUACAAAGACUAAAUUAAGUUUCCAGCCCAGUGCUGUGCUGGCACUGCAGGCACAUGUCCAGCUAUCACUAUUAAAACUGAAGUCUUUCUCUUUUCAUAGCUCACCACCAUUUUGAUCCAUGAAGACGUCAUCUGGCUGGAGAAGAUGAAUUUGACUUCAACAGUAUUGAUUGUUGUUGUUGAGAUAUUUGCUGUUUCCUUCCAGUACCACCAGGGGGCGCUGUACUCUAACUGGUUUGUGAAAGCAAGUGGAUAGGAAGUUUUUUUUUAUAGGGAUUAAAGUGCAUGUUUAUUGUGAGCCCGAAUGGAAACAAGUCUCAUGACGUAUUUAUUUGGAGUUUUGUUGCACAUUUUGAAACAAGAUUUUAAAAACAGGAAGUCCUUGGUAUCACCUGCAAUGUCACUUUUUAAAUUGUGUAUUUUCACCUAAAAGAAGGUGUGUUUAGAGCCCAGAUUACCAGAAACAGACCUUUAUUUCAGCUUAUUUGAUACAUUUUUGCACAUUUAAUGUCAGAACACAAGACAAUCAAUGUUUCUUUCCUUUAAAGAAGAUGAUGAGCGUCCAUUAACCAUGUUGGGUCAUUAUUAGUAAGACUUUUAUGAUAAUUUAUUUGGUGAAAGACUACUUUUUGCAGAGUAUGCAUUUAAAACAUUGGACUUGAUCAUCCUGAGUUAAGGAGGAGGUGGGGGUGCGUAAAGUGUGCUCCUUGUUUGGAGUCAUAUUACGCACGGGCAUGGAGCAGCAGCAGCGCCUGGGAGGGACUUUAUACAUGUGCACAUAACUGUUGCUCUCGGCUGCUUCUCUCUUCUCGGGGCUCUUUGGGGGCAGCACAAAUCCUGCGCUUGCGUCAAGACUCACCUGCACUCUUACUGAAAGUUAACGGGCGAGCCUCCAGUUUUAAAGUUGUUUCCCUGCAGCUUUUGCCCUCUUUUUUUCCUCCCUUCUUUUUUUCCUUGUUUGGAGUUUGCAGAAGUUGCUAUAAUGUUGGGGAGCGGGAAGUCACCGGCGGCCACCAAUUCCAAAGAGCACAGGAAGAAAGUGGCCGAAAAGACAGUGGCAGACCCCAUCAGGAGGCUCGGGCUGCAGGACAAUGAGGACAUUCACAUGAUGAUGCAGGGCUCCAACAUGGUGAAAGUUCGCUCCUCGAGGUGGCAGAAGAGCCGGAGCCUGCGGCUUCUGGAGGAUGGACUCACCGUGUGGUGCGAAUCCACAAAGAGCUCCCGCAAAGCCAAAGCCCAGCAGACCUUCGCUGUUACAGAAGUAGAGUGUGUGCGCGAAGGUUGCCAGUCUGAGACGCUGAGGCGGCUGUCAGGCUCUGUGCCGGAGAGCCAGUGCUUCACGGUGGUUUUCAGAGGAGCCAGGAAGAGUCUGGACCUGCUGUGCCCCGGUGAGGAGGAGGCUCAGCGCUGGGUUCGAGGGCUCCGCUCUUUAAAGGAUCAUGUGGCCAACAUGAGUCAGAAGGAAAAGCUGGACCAUUGGAUCCGAAGCUACCUGAGGCGAGCAGAUCAGAACCAGGAUGGCAAGAUGAGCUACGACGAGGUCAAGCGCCUGCUGCAAAUGAUCAACAUCGACCUGAGCGAGCAGUACGCCCGCUCUUUAUUCAAGAGGUGUGACCGAUCCGGUGAUAGUCGUCUGGAUCACAUUGAGAUUGAGGAGUUCUGCAGGGAGCUGCUGCGCCGGCCUGAGCUAGACUCUGUGUUCAGACACUAUUCCAGUAAUGGUUGUGUGCUUGCCACUGCUGAGCUGCGAGACUUCCUCGGAGACCAAGGAGAAGACGCCUCGCUGAAUCAUGCCCUGAGCCUCAUACUUACCUACGAGUUCAAUGACUGGGCUCAGAAGAACCAGUUCAUGACCCAGAAUGGCUUCACCAUGUACAUGCUGUCCCUGGAGAACGAUGUGGUUAACCCUGACCAUGCCAGAGUCUACCAGGACAUGAGUCGCCCUUUGACGCACUACUUCAUCUCCUCGUCACACAACACUUACCUUACCAAGGACCAAGUAACCGGUGCCAGCAGCGCAGAGCCAUACAUCAGGGCUCUGAAUCAAGGCUGUCGCUGCGUGGAGCUCGACUGCUGGGAUGGAGAUAAAGGAGAGCCUGUCAUCUACCACGGCCACACUCUCACCUCCAAAGUGCCUUUCAAGGAGGUUAUUGAAACCAUCAACCAGUAUGCUUUUAAGGCGUCCCCAUACCCUCUAAUCCUGUCCUUGGAGAAUCACUGUUCUGUGGAGCAGCAAGCCGUCAUGGCCAAACACCUCCGCACCAUUCUGGGGAGCAAACUGCUCACCAAGCCCCUGAGUGACCGGCCGCUGAAGGAUCUGCCUUCUCCUGAGGAGCUAAAAGGGCGUAUUCUGGUAAAAGGGAAGAAGCAGACUCCUCACCUGGGCCAACUGGGUAAGAAUGGGAGCUGUGCCAGCUUCUCCUCCAGCUCUGAGGACGAGCUAGCAAACAGCAGUAAGAACACACCCAAGAAGGACCCUGCAAAGGUCUGUUCCAAACUGAGCCCCGAGCUAUCAGACCUGGUGGUGUACUGCAGGAGUGUCGGCUUCCAUGGGUUCGAAAACAUGACUGAAAAACCUCCAAACGAAAUGUCCUCCUUCUCUGAGAGCGAUGCCCUGAAGCUCAUCAAAGACUCGGGGAAGCUUUUUGUGCGACACAACAGCAGGCAGCUGAGCCGGAUCUACCCCUCCGGCCAGCGCCUGCAAUCAUCCAACUAUGAUCCUCAGGAAAUGUGGAAUGCUGGCUGCCAGAUGGUUGCUCUGAACUUCCAGACCCCUGGGGAGCAGAUGGACCUGAACCAGGGUCGCUUCCUGCCUAAUAGCCGUUGUGGAUACAUUCUCAAACCAAGCUUCCUGUGCAGCCAGACGUCCAACUUUAACCCAGAGAACACGGGAGGAGGCCCGGGUCACAUCCCCACACAGCUGACCAUACGAAUCAUAUCUGCACAACAGCUGCCAAAGAUCAACACAGAUAAGGCAACCUCCAUUGUGGACCCACAAGUCUGGGUGGAAAUUCAUGGAGUGGAUAUCGAUAAUGCAAGAGACAAAACUCAGCGCAUUGACAACAAUGGUUUUAACCCACGGUGGGAUUGCACCCUGAGCUUCCAGCUGCAGGUUCCUGAGCUGGCCCUGGUGCGGUUUGUGGUGGAGGACCACGAUCACACCGCCAAAAACGACUUUGUGGGGCAGUUCUGUGUGCCUUUCACCAGCCUGAGAACAGGUUAUCGGCAUGUUCAUUUAUUAAAAGCAGAUGGUUCCAGUCUGUCCCCCGCCACACUCUUCAUCCAUGUCAAAGUGAGCAGCAAAGGAGUCCACAUUAAAAGUGUGUCUGAACGGCUGGUCCUGGCCAAAGGCAAGGCAUGACGAGCAUUAGAACAAGAAGGAGAGCUGCAUUUAACCGACAAAAGGCUGCUGCUUCUGCUGCUGCCAGACCUCGAGUGGUCCAAUUUACACCGAUCCACUUCCCAAUAAAGGCGGAAAGAUGUCAUUUAUCAGAGGAGAAGAAGCGCACAUGCUCUUAGCAAAUGAAAAGCCUCAGGCUGGGUAAUGAAUCCAGGAUACACUGUGAGAGUGUCUGGUCAUGUCAGUGCUGAGAGCUAUGAAACCAGGGGAUUUAGUACAGUGGAUUAAAAAAACAUACUGAUAUGGAAAUAUGUUACAAAAUUAAAUUAUAUAUACAUUAACCCCUAAUCUCUUAGAAAAAGGGAAGAUUUGUGUCCUCUUUUUGUUUGACAUGAGAAAUAUUUCAACAUUUUAACACUCAGGCAUUAGGCUUUGACUUAGAGAUAUAUGUGAGUUUAACAUGAAACUGCACUUAACACACACUGAAAGGUGCUGUCAGUGAGAAUACAAGCAUGAAUGCCUGUGCUUCAAAACUAUGAAUUUUAUUUACUAAUUAUUGUUUUAGAGCUAACUGUGAGUUCUUCAGAUGCCAUAAUGUUUUUAAUACCGUCACAGGUCGUUUUAUCCUUAAAGAUUGAACAAAAUGAAGUCAGUCAGUCUUACUUGAUUCUACAGAUACUCAGCACUUUAAUAAUAUAGAUAUAUAAAUAUAUUUUUUACCAGCCAUAUGACAACAAACAGUAUUUCUAUAAGAGCUUAAAAUAUAAACAGUGUUAACUUUGAUGUUUACUUGUAAUAAUGCUAUUGUUCCAUCAUUUCAAACAUAGUAAUAAUGUGGUUAGUAAAAUUGUUUGACUUUUUAAUGGUUUGUAGCCUCUUUUUGUUGACAACACUGCAAAAUAAUUUUUGUUUACAAUUCUUUUACCUUAACUUCUGAUUCAGAGGAUAACACUAACUGCACUAUUUUAAUGCAACCCCCAAUUAUAGACUACAAGUAAAAAAAAUUAACACUCUUAUAAGGAGGUGCCUUGACAAUAAAGUGACAAUGAAAGGUGCUACAUGUGAUUCUCUGUAAGUCUGGUAAGUAUACAUGCAUGGUCAGAUUGUGUUUCAGUAGCAUGUAAUAUAUGUUUACUGAGGUCUUAAAGGUUAGAGCUGAUGUUGUGUGAACAGCGGCCGGUAUUAUGUGUACAAGAGAAAACACUGUUUUCAUAAAAGCACAAUUACUGCAUCGAUGAGCAAACCCUUUUGUUGAUGUUUUGAGUAUGUGAGAAAGAAAGAAGGAGAUAAUGUGUUUGUGUGUUGUAUGGGGGAUUGGGCUGUGCAGGAAUACAUGAGAAAUAUGUGUUUAAUUCUUCAAACUGCAAGGUCAGGAGCUCCAGAGGGCCAGUGAAGUACUGAAAGUGUUGUCUGACAGUAAAACAAAUGCAACUGCAUACUUGUUUUAAUACUUGUAUCAUUUCAAAAUAAAACAAAAACACAUUGGUUUGAA